Molecule: messenger RNA, 3110 nt
Organism: Sus scrofa (pig)
Lineage: Eukaryota; Metazoa; Chordata; Mammalia; Artiodactyla; Suidae
Gene: ACP3
Product: acid phosphatase 3
Biological process (GO): dephosphorylation
Cellular component (GO): plasma membrane
Molecular function (GO): phosphatase activity
Source: RefSeq, a predicted model, not a curated record
CUCCUUCCCUUUCAAUCCCUUGUUUAAAUAGCUUCCCCUCUAAUGGCUUGUGCCCUGGAAGCAGCACCUCCAGGCUCUAGCCAGAAGCACUCUCCCCAACAUGAGAGCCACAGCCCUCCGAGUGCCCAGGGCAGCCAGCCUCCUGCUUCUGUUCUCUUUCCGGCUGGACCUCGGUGUGGAACCCAAGGAGCUAAGAUUUGUGACAUUGGUGUUCAGGCAUGGAGACCGAAGUCCCAUUGAAACCUUUCCUAAGGACCCUAUUAAGGAAUCCUCAUGGCCACAAGGAUUUGGACAACUCACUCAGCUGGGCAUGGAGCAACAUUAUGAACUUGGAGAAUAUAUCAGGAAACGAUAUGAAAAAUUCUUGAACGAGUCCUAUAAACAUGAACAGGUUUAUGUUCGAAGCACAGAUGUUGACCGAACGUUGAUGAGUGCAAUGACAAACCUUGCAGGCCUAUUUCCUCCAGAAGGCAUCAGCAUCUGGAACCCCAACCUACUUUGGCAGCCCAUCCCAGUGCACACAGUCCCUCUUUCUGAAGAUCAGUUGCUAUACCUGCCAUUCAGGAACUGCCCUCGUUUUCAAGAACUUGAGAGUGAGACUUUGAAAUCGGAGGAAUUCCAGAAGAGGCUGCAUCCUUAUAAGGAUUUUAUAGAAAACUUGCCCAAACUAACAGGAUACCAUGGCCAGAACCUUUUUGGAAUUUGGAGUAAUGUCUACGACCCUUUAUUUUGUGAGCUUGUUCACAAUUUCACUUUACCCUCCUGGGCCACAAAGGAUGCCAUGACUAAAUUGAAAGAAAUAUCAGAAUUGUCUCUCCUGUCCCUCUAUGGAAUUCACAAGCAGAAAGAGAAAUCUAGACUGCAGGGGGGUGUCCUGGUCAAGGACAUCCUCAGUCAUAUGAAGAAUGCGACUCAACCAUCAAACCGCAGAAAGCUCAUCAUGUAUUCUGCACAUGACACUACCGUGAGUGCCCUACAGAUGGCGCUAGACGUUUACAACGGAAUCCUUCCUCCCUAUGCAUCCUGCCACUUAAUGGAACUGUACUUCGAGAAGGGGGAAUACUUUGUAGAGAUGUACUAUCGGAAUGAGACUUGGCAUGAACCACAUCCCCUCACGCUACCAGGAUGCACCCCCAGCUGCCCUCUGAAGAAGUUUGCUGAGCUGGUUGCCCCUGUGAUCCCCCAAGACUGGUCCGCAGAGUGUGCCACGAGCAACCAUGAAGUUCUAAAGAUCAUCCUUGCCGUUGUCUUUUGCCUGGUGUCUGGUAUCCUAAUGGUGCUGCUGUUUACCCUCAUCCGCCACGGGCCCUGCUGGCAGAGAGACUCCUAUGGGAACAUUUAAACAGAGGACUCAAUAAGGACAGACACACUAGGCUCCCUCCCUGGGAUGCAGCAUUUUUCAGUGAUGCAGUAUUCAAUGGACAGGCUUUUGCCUUGUGGACAUCACCCUGCCUUUUGAGCCUGCCUAGAGCAGGGUCAAAACUCGCCGUGACCCAGGGACAGCCGCCGGAUUGACUUAUGAACACCCAGGGUACUUAGGUCUCCUCAUUGUUGAACUCAUCCUGGUGAAGGCCUCUUGUUCAGCUAUAGAAGGAAGCUCUUCUGCAAAGGAUAGUUGUAGUCUCUGGCACAGCUGUCCAGAGAAAAAUAAGUCAAACUCCAAUAAGGCUUUUGCCUUCAAAGAAUCAAAAAGUUAUAAGGGGUGACAGAAACAUAAAUUAAAGAAGGCUGGGUAAUAGGAAAAAUUAGACUAGAAAUAGUACAAUAUAGGAUGAUUCUUAAGAAAUAGGACUCAAUCAGAAGGUAGAAAUAAAUCUCUUCUUUAACUCUUAAGUAGGUUUAGUGCAAACACGCACACUCCUAGAAAGAAACUCCCACCCAGUGUCUGACAACUAACAGGUUUCUGUGUGUGUGUCUGGCUACUCACACACUUACAUACACAUAUCUACAUUACAAGUGGCUUAGGAAGAGGUAUUUUUCAGAAACUCUAGUAUCAACUACUUUAGCUGUUGAUAAUGUAGCUCAGAUUAUUUUCCCCACUAUUUGUAGGAUGGGGAAUAACAAGAAAGUUUAUGUAGCCAUGGUCCUUUUUUUUUUUUAACCUCCACUGUUAGACCUGGCUAUUUUUUAUAGUUUUGAUUUCAUUAUUUCAUUUUGAAAGAAAGAGAUUUUUACUUUGAUAAGGGCUAUUCAUGGUUAUGAUGAAAUAAUAAUGUAUUUUAAUUACUACAAAUAGAUCAGAAUUUCUCAAAUGGUGAGGCUGAAAGCAAAAUGCACUGAAGGAUGCAGUGACUCUGCACUGGCUUUAAGCCGACAACUUGGAAUAAGUUAUUUUAAACCGUAAACAUUGGUUUUGUAAUCAAAAAAUGAACAGUCUAAACUAGAUGAACAUAAAAGUCACUUCCAGCUCUCAAGUUCCAUAAACAAUUUUUUUUUUUCAUUUCAUACUGUGGAUCGGUUGUUGCCCAAACAAGCACUUUCAUGAAUGGUACUAAGCCUGAAAUUUAUUCUAAAGAAUUUUAUUCUGUGCUGAGCCUCCAACCCUCUGGUUGGUGGGAAAUUCAGUCUCAUUCAUUGGCAGGAUUCUUCACCUCCAUACUACUAAAGGUCCCAGAAUGUACCCGGUGGGACAGAAACACCAGCCCCCAAUCCCACUGCAUCUCUUAGUCUUAAGAAUAUUUCCCUCACCUUGGAUCCUACAACUUCUACCAAUUAAAAUUCAAGCACUUAUCUCUAUAGCUCUCUCUUUCUGCAUAAUUCUCACCAAGCCAAAACCAUUGCAAACAAAGUCUACGAAACUGUAUUCUCUUGCCUGGGUAACAGUGCUUCUUCCUGCCUCAAUGCAAAAGGCAUGUAGGCAAAGAAAUGCAAAAUCUGGUUACAGUAUCAGAGAAAGGGAAAGAGUGGCAGUAAGAACAAAAGACAAAUUACUGCUACCAUUAAGUAACCAGUUAUAUCAGUAAGGAAGUCCCAAUAUCUUAUGCUAAUAAGUGAUAAAACUUUAUGGAGUUCCCAUCGUGACUCAGCAGUAGCAGACCCAACUAGUAUCCAUGAGGAUGUGGGUUCGAUCCCUGGCCUUGCUCAGUGAAUUAACGAUCCAGUGUUGCCUC